AUGCCGCCCGACCCGGGUAUAGAGGUCGCUGCUCUAGGUGCUGGUGAGUCUGCUGCUCUAGGUGCCAGUGAGUCUGCUGCUCUAGGUGCUGGUGAGUCUGCUCUCUCUGGUACUGCGCCUGCUGAGGCCUUGCACACCUUCAUGCUUGACUCAGGUGCUUCCCGCUGUUUCUUUCGCGACAGUACCACAGUCACACCGCUCCCUGCACCUGUUGCUGUCUCUCUGGCUGACCCCUCUGGGGGCCCAGUCCUUGCUCGUUCCUCCACUGUUCUCCCGUGUCCGGCGGUCCCGUCUGGCUCACUGUCAGGUCUUCACCUCCCCUCGUUUUCUGCGAACUUGGUGAGCAACGCCGUCCUUCAGGAUGUAUGGGUUGACACCUUUACUCCAGGAGGACAGCGUGUGGCGAUCUGUACGUGCUCCCGGACUGGCCGGCACCUGGCCACGUUCACCCGUGCGCCUGGCUCGAGUCUGUACACACUGACUACUGUGUCUCCUCAGGUAGCUGCGUCUGCGUCUGCGUCAGGUCAGCUAGCAGCCCCCUGCUCGUGUCGCGCUCUGUCGCACCAGACCCUCCUUUGGCACCACCGUCUUGGUCACCCCUCAGUGCAGCGCCUUCGUGGUAUGCACUCUCGUCUCCUUGUCUCUGGUCUUCCCAGGACUCUGCCUCCCCUCCCACCCUCGCCUGCCCCUCCCUGUCUUCCCUGUGUCGAGGGGCGGCAGCGCGCCGCUCCUCACUCCUUUGAGUUUCCCCCGACGACUGCUCCCCUGCAGACUCUCCACAUGGACGUGUGGGGCCCAGCCCGCGUCCGUGGACAGGGCUACGAGCGGUACUUUUUGCUGGUUGUCGACGACUACACGCGUUACACCACGGUCUUCCCCUUGCGCCGCAAGGGGGAGGUCCCUGAUGUUUUGAUCCCUUGGAUCCGCGCUGUUCGUCUCCAGCUCCGCGAGCGGUUCGAGACGGACCUUCCCGUCCUGCGUCUGCACUCUGACAGAGGUGGUGAGUUUUCCUCCGACCUCUUGCGGGACUUUUGUCGUGGGGAGGGCAUUCGCCAGUCGUUCACGCUUCCGGCCUGUCCGCAGCAGAAUGGGGUUGCUGAGCGCCGCAUUGGCUUAGUCAUGGAGGUCGCUCGUACCUCCAUGAUCCAUGCGGCUGCCCCCCAUUUUCUGUGGCCGUUUGCGGUCCGGUACGCUGCGCAUCAGCUCAACCUCUGGCCCCGUGUCUCCUUGCCGGAGACCUCGCCGAUACUGCGUUGGACGGGAGAGGUUGGCGAUGCGUCGGUGUUCCGGGUCUGGGGAUCUCGUGCCUUUGUCCGCGAUACAUCCGUGAAUAAGCUCUCCGCCCGCGCCAUUCCCUGCGUCUUCCUUGGUUUUCCCCCUGACGCGCCUGGCUGGCAGUUUUACCACCCCACCUCGCGCCGUGUCCUGCCUUCUCAGGACGUCACGUUCGACGAGUCGGUUCCCUUUUACCUUCUCUUCCCCUACCGCACUGCCCCGCUCCCCCCCCCGCCGCUCAUCCUUGCACCAGGUCCUCCUCCGGUAGACCCCCUCCCCCCUCAGGGUCCUGCUCCCUCAGGUGUGUCUCAGGUAGACCCUGUCGAGCCUGUCGAGGUCGCUGUCGACUCUGGUGCUGCUGGGGGUGCUGAGCCUGCGCGUGCGGAGCCUGGGGGUGCUGAGCCUGAGCGUGCGGAGCCUGGGGGUGCUGAGACUGGGGGUGCUGAGCCUGGGGGUGCUGAGUCUGCUGGAGGUCCUACAGGUGCAUCGUCGAGGCGGGAGCCUCUCUCUCCACCGCAGCUGCGCGAGUGGUUUGCUCGUCGCUGCAGACUUCGCAGGGGAGCUGCUGGAGCUGGGGGGUCGGCCACUGGAGGUACUGGAGCCGCUGGUACUGGAGGUACUGGAGCUGCUGGAGCUACUGGAGUUGCGGGAGCCACUGGUCCCGGAGGUGCUCGUACUGGAGGUACUGGAGCUGCUGGAGCCACUAGUGCUGCUGGAGUUGGAGCUGGAGGUACUGGAGCUGCUGGAGCUGGAGGUGCUGCCGGCGAUGGCGCUGGAGCUGCUGGAGUUGCUGGAGCCACUGGUCCCGGAGGUGCUCGUACUGGAGGUACUGGAGCUGCUGGAGCUGGUGGUGCUGCAGGAGUUGGAGCUGGAGGUUCUGGAGCUGCUGGAGCUGGAGGUGCUGUCGGCGUUGGCGCUGGAGCUGCUGGAGCUGGAGGUGCUGGAGCUGGUGGUACUGCAGGCGUUGGAUCUGGAGACCUUGGAGCUGGGGGUACUGGUGCUGUCGGUGCUGGUUCUGGAGGCGCUGCGCGGCCGCGGCCGUACUUUGUUCCCCUGCUUCAGCAGGUUCUUGGUCUCCCGCCUUCUACUGGCUCUACUCCUCCCUUACUGUGUCCACCGCCUGACCGGUCGCAGUCGCAGUUACAGCGAGCCUCCCCACUGCCUGCUCCUUCUCCUUACACUGGGCCGACAGGAGGUCUUGCGGAGCGUCGUGAGCCUGAGUCUCGUCCUGCGUCACCUGUUCACGCUGGUCGCACUGGUAGUCGUGUUCCACGUCCGCAUCCCCCCCCUCUCCCAGGCACGCACCAGAUGGCACUUCGUCCUUCCUCUGUUCCACUGCGUGUCCCUCUGCCGUCUCCUCCUGCGUCCUCUCUUCCUGACGUUCCUGACCCGCCGUCAGACCUUGCUCGUGCUGCCAGUCCUACUGUCACGCGUCUUCUAGCCACUGUAUUCACUGACCCUUCGUUUGAGUCCACUACUGCGUCUGCCCUAGUUGCUGAGCUGGUUGACUUUGCUGCCGCCCGUUGCCUUGACUACGCUGCUAGUCUUGUUGCUGGGUCUGAGUCUGUCUGUCCUCCGUCCGUCGGGGGUGAGUGUGCUCUUGGCACGGACGUCCUUGAGGACAGACAGGAGGACUUUGAGUGUUUUGCAGCUGCUUUACCUCAUCUCGUAUCCAUGCUGAUUGCACCUGAGGGAGACCCGGAUGAACCAGACAUCCCGACCCCGCGCUCUUACGCAGAGGCGAUUGAGGGUCCCUACUCCUCUCAGCGGCAGACAGCCAUGGACGCAGAGAUGGCUUCCUGGAAGUCCACAGGCACCUACGUCGACGAGGUUCCCCCUCCUGGGGCGAACAUCGUCAGUGGCAUGUGGAUUUUCAGGGUGAAGCGGCCGCCGGGUUCUCCGCCUGUCUUCAAGGCGCGUUACGUUGCUCGAGGCUUCAGUCAUCGUCAGGGAGUUGACUUCUUCCAGACCUUCUCCCCUACCCCGAAGAUGACCACUCUUCGGGUGCUGCUGCACGUUGCCGCACAGCGUGACUACGAGCUUCACUCUCUUAACUUCAGCACAGCCUUCCUACAGGGCAGCCUACACGAGGAGAUCUGGCUGCGCCGCCCACCUGGCUUCACUGGGUUGUUUCCUGCAGGUACCCAAUGGAGCCUCCGGCGGCCAGUCUACGGUCUCCGCCAGGCGCCUCGCGAGUGGCACGACACACUGAGGACGACUCUUGCGGCUCUUGGGUUUGCUCCUUCUACUGCUGACCCGUCGCUGUUUCUACGCACUGACACUUCGCUGCCGCCGUUCUACAUCCUCGUGUACGUCGACGACUUGGUCUUUGCCACUGCUGGCACUGAGGGACUCGCCCACGUGAAGUCGGAGCUGCAGAAGAGACACACGUGCACAGACUUGGGUGAGCUGCGCAGCUAUCUUGGCUUGCAGAUCACCCGGGACAGAGCACAGCGCACCAUUACCUUGACUCAGUCACACAUGGUGCAGCAGGUCCUUCAGCGCUUCCGCUUCACGUACUCCUCGCCACAGUCCACUCCUCUGCCUACCGGUCACUCGCUCUCAGCUCUGCCUUCGGAUGAAUCCGUAGAGCCGAGUGGCCCAGCACUGGGAGGCCGCUAA
Molecule: messenger RNA, 3897 nt
Organism: Closterium sp. Naga37s-1
Lineage: Eukaryota; Viridiplantae; Streptophyta; Zygnematophyceae; Desmidiales; Closteriaceae
Source: the annotation of a GenBank genome assembly